Messenger RNA from Penicillium roqueforti, 1647 nucleotides. Its product is annotated as GNAT family N-acetyltransferase. Gene Ontology annotation, molecular function: acyltransferase activity, transferring groups other than amino-acyl groups. NCBI's taxonomy places the organism in Eukaryota, Fungi, Ascomycota, Eurotiomycetes, Eurotiales, Aspergillaceae. The transcript is spliced from 6 exons. Bases 1 to 1647 code for a protein of 548 amino acids. The record is from RefSeq and is a predicted model, not a curated record.
AUGGGGACACGAUUCAAAGGUGACACUAAAGAUCCAGCGGUCAAUGUCACUACAUGGGUUCUCUUAGUCAUAAUCAUUUUUAGUGUCUCUGCUCGACUUGGAACUAAAGUUCGACUGUUCAAGAGACUCAGCACGGAUGACCUCUUGAUCAUUGCAUCUCUGAUUGUCGGUAUCGGUCAGAAUAUCGCUGUUUCACUGGCAGUUGGGUCCGGUUAUGGAAAGCAUUCCAAAGAUGUCUCCAGCGCCAAUAUGCAACAGGUGAUGAAAGAUCUUUUCGCUGUCUCUCUUCUGUACCUCCUAAGCCUCAUGUUCUCGAAACUAUCUCUGGUCGUGUUUAUCCGGAGUCUUACACCAUCCGCCAAAGAUAAAUGGCUCGCCCGAGGUGUGGAGGCUAUCGUGUAUGUCUGGGCAGUUGUUGCUAUCUUUGGAACUGCAUUCCAAUGCUCUCUGCCCCGCGCCUGGGACUUCCAGAACGGCCAAUGCAUUAACCUGUUAACUUGGCGCUACUUCGUCGCUAUCUCCAAUAUCGUUACCGACCUCUUGAUUGUCGCUCAGGCAAUGAUCCUAAUUUCUAGCGUCCAAACGACGCUGUUGCGACGCCUGGCUUUUGCGGGUAUCUUCCUGCCUCGACUUCUUGUAACGAUCGCAACGGUCGGCGAGCUUGCCUUUAUCAAAAAAGGCACUGAAUCCAACGACCCAACGUUUCAGAUGUGUGAAAUCACUAUUUUCGAAGUGGCCAUUCAGUGUCUCAGCAUCGUGACGGCCUGUUGGGGACAACUGAGCCCGUUCCUGUCCUGGAUGCGAUCUAACGGGCUCAAGCUCAAUGGUGUGGAAGACCCAACCUCGUGGAGCUAUAAGAUACGCUCACAAUCCCAGGGGCGGUCCAAGUCGCGAGACCGUAAGAUCAGGUCUGAAAGCCACGAACUUCCCCCUUUGCUGAUACGACGAGAUCAGAUUUUGGUCACACAGGAUUGGGAGCUCGACAGCCAGUCAAGUCAGGCGCAUAUACCGGAUUUCAAUAUGGGGUCGGCAACCAAUCCUCUCGUGCUAGAACUAGCGACACCAGAAGAUGUCCCUGCCAUCACUGAGCUAUGGUUUGCUGCCUUUACGCAGCCAGUGAUUGGGAAACUUUUCCCCAACACUCCCGGUAUGCACCAAUGGCACCGGGAUUGGCACUUGGGGGACAUUCAGAAGUCCCACUACAGAUACCUCCGAGUAGUGGACACCCAGUCAAGAGAUGAAAAAGGCCGACCGCGGCUAGUUGCCUUUGCCAAAUGGGACCUAGCCAUGCCAAAUGAGCGAGGUCGUCGCUUUCCGCAUUGGCAUGAGGACUCGCCUUACCAGGAAUGCGAGGAUUUCAUUGCAGAACUGGAGCAGGCGAGGGAGAACGUCAUGGGCGAUGAGAAACAUUACUACCUCGAUACCCUUGGCACUCAUCCUGAUUAUCAACGGCGCGGAGCUGGCUCUAUGCUUGUCAAGUGGGGCUGCGACCUGGCAGAUAAGGAUGGCGUUAUGGCAUACGUGGAUGCCAGCAAGGAGGGAGCAUUUCUAUACCAGAAACAUAACUUUGUGGAUUUCAGUCCGCCUGGUUCGGAAGUGGCUUCGAUGGCUCGCCGCCAUCAGGUGGUUCCGAGCGAUCACACUUGA